Molecule: messenger RNA, 1104 nt
Organism: Opisthorchis viverrini
Lineage: Eukaryota; Metazoa; Platyhelminthes; Trematoda; Opisthorchiida; Opisthorchiidae
Exons: 10
Coding region: 1-1104 (367 amino acids)
Biological process (GO): vacuolar protein processing
Molecular function (GO): cysteine-type endopeptidase activity
Source: RefSeq, a predicted model, not a curated record
AUGAAGCUUCAAGUAAGCCGGGAUAUGAUGCGUCGUUGUUCGCUUCUUCUCGCGUUCCUGUUCUGCAUCGACCACGUUGCAUGUUUGGACGGUGUCAGUAUCCACAAUUGGUCAACCCUAUUUAACAACCAGCCGUCAAAGAACUGGGUUGUCCUGGUCGCUGGUUCCAACACCUGGGAAAAUUAUCGACAUCAAGCGGACGUUUUUCACGCGUAUCAGGUCGUGCGUAAAAACAAUGUUCCACCGGAAAAUAUAAUUACCUUCGCCUACGACGAUAUUGCAAACAAUCCCAGAAAUCCGUUUAAAGGCCAAGUGUUCAAUGACUACAAUCACCUAGAUGUCUACAGGGAUGUGGUAAUUGACUACCGUGGAAAAGAUGUCACACGGGAUAACUUCGUGAAAGUGCUGAAAGGCAAUAACACACCUGAGGCCAACAAGAAGCUGAUGAAAAGCGGUCCCGAUGACAAUGUGUUCAUCUUCUUCUCUGGCCUUGGUACGACUUCCUAUAUUGCCUUCCUAGGAGGAUAUCUGUAUGCCAUGGAGUUGCACGAUGCCCUCGCCUACGUGCAUUCAAAAAAAAAGUUCAACAAAUUGGUGCUGUACGUGGAGGCUUGCAAAUCUGGCUCCAUGUUUAAAGAUAUGAUCGAUGUUUGUCUGGCGAACGAAUACUCGUAUGAAUGGAUUACAGAUUCGGAACGAAACGACAUAAAAAAGCGCACACUGAAUGAACAAUACACGGCGGUGAAAAGGAAGACGUUGUUAGGCCACGUGAUGCAAUACGGUGACAGGCUUGGCCACAUCGUCAAGGAAACGAUUCGCGACAUCGUCAUGGAUGUGACAACCCACCAUAAGCCAACAAUAAAGGGUUUAUCCAAGAGGGAUGAGCUCAUGUGUUUCCGGGCUGUAUUCGAUCAAUUCAGGACGCACUGCUUCACAAUUCAGCAGGCAAGUUGCCCUCGUGAUGCAUUCAUUAAUAGCCAAUGCAUUCAUCCAGGACCUCACGUCCCAGAAGUAUCCCAGCACACAGAUCAUCUAAUGCAGUUGUGCAAAGCCGGAUACAAUCCCGAAAUCCUCAUUGAGUCUGUCCACAACUUCUGCUCCUAA